Molecule: messenger RNA, 6270 nt
Organism: Cricetulus griseus (Chinese hamster)
Lineage: Eukaryota; Metazoa; Chordata; Mammalia; Rodentia; Cricetidae
Source: RefSeq, a predicted model, not a curated record
UCCCUCCCCUCCUUUCUACUUCCCCCUAGCCUCCAGUGUCAGUCUCCAGGAUUUUCUCUCUUCCUAUUUCAAGAAGACUCGCAAGGCUCCCCCAGUCUGUGUGAAGCUGAGGUUUCCCCUGGAUCCGUACAUCUCCAUCACAUACCUCCACGCACACACCUCCCCGACGAGCCCAGCGCUCACACCCACAAACACGCGCGCUCACACUCGCGCCGGCCUGUCCAUCUCCCUCCGGAGGGGGGGAGCCGGCGCGCGGUCCCACCUUCGUCGCUCACACUGGCCAGGCGAGCUCGCAGCGCUCCACGACUCUGCGGCUCGGAACUCGGACCGCUGCUCUAAACGCCCCCACUGUGGUAUUUUAAAAAAAGAAAGAAAGAAAGAAAGAAAGAAAGAAAAAAGGACAUUUCUUUGCCUUUUCCUCUUCUCUCGCCUCUCUCUUGCACGGUUUUCAACCCGAGAGGCUAACAGAGCCGGCUGCAUUCCCAAGCCAGCCCUGGUUGGCUUGCCAUCCACCAUCUGGCUUAUAAAAGUUUGCUGAGCUCAGUCCAGAGGGCUGCGCGGCUCGUCCCCUCGGCUGGCGGAAGGGGGUGACGCUGGGCAGCGGGGAGCACUUACGCAUCUGUCCUCAGGAGUAUACGUGCUGUACCACAGAAAUGGAAGACAAGCUGAGCCAACAGAGCAAGCUCGAGUUUGAAAACCUCGUAGAAGAGACAAGCCAUUUCGUGCGUACCACGUUUGUGUCAAGGCAUAAGAAAUUUGACGAAUUUUUCCGCGAGCUGCUGGAGAAUGCGGAGAAGUCCCUCAAUGACAUGUUUGUCCGGACCUAUGGGAUGCUGUACAUGCAGAAUUCGGAGGUGUUUCAGGACCUCUUCACUGAGCUGAAACGGUACUACACAGGGGGGAACGUCAACCUGGAGGAGAUGCUCAAUGACUUCUGGGCGCGGCUCCUGGAGCGGAUGUUCCAGCUGAUAAACCCCCAGUAUCACUUCAGCGAGGACUACCUGGAGUGUGUGAGCAAGUACACCGACCAGCUGAAGCCUUUCGGGGAUGUGCCACGGAAACUGAAGAUUCAGGUCACGCGCGCCUUCAUUGCUGCUCGCACCUUCGUCCAGGGCCUGACAGUGGGCAGAGAAGUUGCCAACCGUGUUUCCAAGGUGAGCCCCACCCCCGGGUGCAUUCGAGCUCUCAUGAAGAUGCUCUACUGCCCAUACUGUCGUGGCCUGCCUGCCGUGAGACCCUGUAACAACUACUGCCUCAACGUCAUGAAGGGCUGUCUAGCCAACCAGGCGGAUCUGGAUACUGAGUGGAAUCUGUUCAUAGAUGCAAUGCUGUUGGUGGCAGAGCGACUGGAAGGGCCGUUCAACAUUGAGUCAGUCAUGGAUCCAAUCGAUGUCAAGAUCUCUGAAGCCAUUAUGAACAUGCAAGAAAACAGCAUGCAGGUGUCGGCAAAGGUUUUUCAAGGCUGCGGCCAGCCCAAACCUGCUCCGGCUCUCAGAUCUGCUCGUUCAGCUCCAGAAAACUUUAACACACGUUUCCGGCCCUACAACCCUGAGGAAAGACCCACAACAGCAGCGGGCACGAGCUUGGACCGGCUGGUCACAGACAUAAAAGAGAAACUGAAGCUCUCUAAAAAGGUGUGGUCAGCCUUGCCCUACACCAUCUGCAAGGAUGAAGGCGUGACAGCGGGCACGUCCAAUGAGGAGGAGUGCUGGAACGGCCACAGCAAAGCCAGAUAUUUGCCUGAGAUCAUGAAUGAUGGGCUGACCAACCAAAUCAACAACCCUGAGGUGGAGGUUGACAUCACCCGGCCGGAUACUUUCAUCAGACAGCAGAUCAUGGCUCUCCGGGUGAUGACCAACAAACUGAAGAAUGCAUACAACGGCAAUGACGUCAACUUCCAAGACACAAGUGAUGAGUCCAGCGGCUCAGGCAGUGGCAGUGGGUGUAUGGAUGACGUGUGUCCCACAGAGUUCGAGUUUGUCACCACCGAGGCCCCUGCUGUGGAUCCGGACCGGAGAGAAGAGGAAUCUUCAGGCACGCAGGGCAGCUACUCCCUGCUCUCCUGGUCUCUGGUCUGCAUGGCCCUGGCCCUACAGAGACUCCACAGAUAAUCAUGGGCUUUGGUCAAGUGAAACUGCAUUUUAGCUCUUCGGUGGCCAACUCCCUUCUUUUCUUACACUCUUGGACAAUGGACCAUGCCACAAAACUCACCGUUUUCUAUGACGAGAGAGCAGUCUUGCAACCUGCCUCCCUUUUUGUUUUCCCAAAGAGUACUGGGUGCCAGAGGAUCUGCUUCUUACCUUCUGCUGUCUGUGGGGACCUUGUUUAUUCCAGAGAGAAUUCUUACUCAAACCUUUCGUACCAAGAGAUUUUUUUCUUACAGUCAUUUGCUUUUAUGCUGAAAAAUUAAAGGAAUUUCAUGUUGUGAGGGUUUUUUUUUUUCUCUAACACCCCUCUUAAAAUAAAAUAAGAUAGAAAGAAAAUAAUUUUCCUUUUCAAAUCAGGCCAAACCCCAAGACAACUGCCUUUUCAACAAGGAAGCAAAUAAAGGAACUCUCAUGCUAUCAGGUUUGGCAAUGGCAGCCAACUCUGGGGCGAGCUUUUCUGUGACAAGCCAAGUUUACAAAAUGCUUCUGAGGGGAAAGUGUAACCUUAUUUAAUGUAGUGGAAAUGCACUGUUGUCUUGGAGGUAUUGUCUUGCAGUCUACCCAAACUGAUUUGGAGGUACUAAUAGUGAACUUUGGAGUCUGUCUUUAUAUGAGUGGUAAUCUUUACUGCAACUCAACGCCUCUCUUUCACCUGCCCAAUGCCACAUUCACUGAUGGCAGCAUCCUGACACCUGUCCAUUGUCUCCAACUGACACCAAUUGUUUUCAGUUCUUCACCUCCCCCCCCCAAGUCUCCUUCCUCCUAGGUCUUGACUAAAAAUUCAUCUUCAUUGGUAGAGUCUCUACUUUUGCCACCAGUCUGACAUGAAUUAGACAUCUCAGCCCCUCUGUUCCUGACUCUCCUCCAAAUAAGAGUUCUCUUACUGACAUGACAAAUAGCUCCACAUAUGAGUUUUUGUUAUAGACUCUUUGAUUGUGUCAAUUGGUUUCAGCAUCACAAGGGCAUUCUCUUACAAAAUAACUCACAACAACAAAAAACUCAAGACAAAAAAGAGAGAAAAACACUAUAUAUAUAGUAUUGACAUGGAGAUUUCUUUCACUUUUUUAGUCUUAGUAUGAUCAUCUAUUUUUAUAUCAAUAUAUAUAUAUAUAUAUAUAAAAAUCACAGAUUUUAACUUCUUAAUUCCAAGCUCAGGGUUGACACUCCUUUGUAACAAACCUGUUCUGUCAACCAGCUCUUCUUGUUUUGUGGGGCUCAGAGAAGGGAUUCCUCAAUGAUCUGUGAGCACCAAGAAUCAAGAAAGAGAACUUUGUAUGUAUCUAACUGUCCAACUUACAAGAUUGCCAGGGCACCCCCUUUCACACAAGUUUGCAUUGUCCCUGGUGCUCUAAACUGUCCUGAGCUCGUGGGACGAGCCCUGGUGUGCGAGGUGUUACUGGCAAUGGAAUGUGUAUGUGUAAAGAAUGUUACCCAUGAAAAUCCAUUGCUCUCGUGUACAACAUCUGUGGCCUAGGACUCCUGCUGGCUACUGUAGUAAACGACCUAAACUCAAGAGGCCAAUUUAUAGCUACAGCCUAUCCUCCCCACAAAGCCAGGCCUAAUGCUUCCCCUGGCAGAGAGAAGCAAAGCAAACCAAACUGGGGUUGUAUGAAGACAGUUGGCUAGCCAUGUGGUUUUGGUUUUAUAGGUUUUUGUUUUGUUUUAGGUUUUGGUUUUUAUGAUGCAUCUGGAAUAGGGAGGAGAAAUCUUUCAAGACACCACAGCAUGCCAAUCACAUUUUAACUGACUCGUUGACAGUACUGACACAUAAAUGGUUCUAUCUCUAUUCUCAUCAAAAUUAAAAUUAGUUAUCGAUUUAGUCAUCAUGUCUAAGUAGAACACAUGCACUAGUAUUAAGUAUAUUUGAGCACUUUUUGAAAAACAAUACAAGCAUCUGUUGCUACUUUAUGCCUAAAAAAAUAUGGAAGUAUGGGAUUCUGGGAGACUUUGUGGCAUCUUUCACUUAAAUUUGUGUGAAGUUAACACUUAAUCAAAUCCAGAAUUGCAUCCUUUUGGAAAACCGUCCACCUCACUGCCCCUUUCAGUUUCUAACCACAGUUACACAUAACACAUCUCCAUGAAGGACCAGUCAUUUAUGUUACUCAGCUCAUUGUAUGUUCAGAGAUCAGUAUUGUUUUGUUUUCCCCAAUAAUCAUGGUACAAUAUGAAUUAAAUCAACUUUGAUUCUCUAGGAUAUUUGAGUAAUAAUUUAUGUUUUGGCUCUAAGCUCCAACUUUCUUUUUAAAAAUAUUUCUGCAUCAUCUUCUAUAACACAAAUCAAGACUCUUAUUUUUCCUGUGCUUUUGCCCCAAAUGGUUUUUUGAAUGUGUAUGACAACACAUUACAUUAAUGAAUGCGAACCCAUGUUCUGAGCACACUAAUCAAACAGACAAUAUAGAAAUGCCUGCUUCCUUUGUUUCAGCACCUGUAUUCUCAAGGGUCUUCUUAUUGACAAGAUACAGUGAUGCGUACGAGCCAGGCAGAGGGUUGAAAUGAAGACCAGCCAAGGAAAUCACACCGUUAGUCACCCUGCAUGGACAUGGUCAAAUUACUAUCCACUUGCGCUUCCUGGUCUUUGUCAUCAUCCAGCAUAUGGAUUUUAGACUAACUUGACGUUAAGAUGUUUUGUUUUGUUUUUCCUGCUCCCUAAGCCUUCUCAUUGAGUCACCCCUUCUCAGUACUGCAGAAUCCUCCUCCCAAAUUAAUUUUCUCCUUUCAGCAUCGUGAUAGGGAUGUGUUUGUGACACAUUGUCAUUCAUAGCCUGUGCUCCUUUGUGAUGACGUCCCUAAAUUCUGUGAUCACAUCACGACUUGUGUUAUGAGUAGAGAGGAAUGGGACCCCAAAAUUGGACACUAGAAAUUGGUGGGUGGUGCUCAUAACUGAAAACACUUAGCUUAUUGAAGUGCCUCUAUUUACAUGUUCUUUAGUUAUAAUAUGUAUUUUUCUAACAGAAAUACACGUCUGUAAUUGAUGUUUAUUAUACUUUGUAUAUGUUACAACAAAGGCUAAAUGGAGGCUAAUGUCUUCAGCAGAGAAGAAUGGACUGUAAAUUUAUGAAUAAGAGCACUGUGGUCCUGCAUGGACAGCUAGGAGACAGCCUUCUACCGUUGCAUUGAAGACCAAGUUGGCGCUUUGAUUACAGCCCUCAGACUGGAGCACUGGAAGUCUGACUCCCUUACCUUGGUUUUCCAAGGAGGAAGGUGACAUGAGUCACCUGCUUCAAAUGUAAGGGAUAGAAACUACUUUUGUCUACACUGAAAAAAAAAAAAACCAACACUAUUCAUUGAUGAGAAGUGGCAAUUUUAAAAGAAACAUUCUUUAAGUCAAACACAUUGAAAAUAUUAUUGGAUGCAGAACAACCACAAGAUUUAAGUUCCAUCCCCUGCUACAGACAUUAGCCUUCCUUGAUUCUUCUUGCCAUUACAUACAUAUUUUGGCUACCAGACUAAGCACCAACUGAAAUCCUCAAGGAGGAAUAAAACUUGGUAAAAUCCUGACUUGUGAUCUGUUUCUUGCCUUUUUCUGCAAGGCUGGUUACCAGGUAGUAACUUUAAGUUCCCCAUGUUAAUGGAUGCAGGAUUUGACUUCUCCAAACACUUGCCGAUACUCAAGCUCCUUUUACUUGAUUCACAAUCUCUAGCAUAUUUAAAUUUAAAACAACAUAGCCUUGCAACCAGAAGAGGAAAGCAGUCCAUAUCGUCUAAAUCGACAAUGUGUUCCUCCUUGGUAGAGAUAUCAGCCAGUGCUUAGUUUUAGGCCAACUUAUACAAAUAGAGUACUGAUUUGUAUGCAUUCUGGAGACUUGCUAUGUCAUGUUCUGCUGCAGCCCAGACUCAGCGUAGCAUGGAGCACCUGGGACUUCACUGACAGUGGGGUGGAUACUGGAGUCUUUGGUAUUGCCUCGUAAUGAGGGACUUCAUGAGCAGCGCCUGAUGAAGGCACCACAGUGCAGUCUCUCUGUGUGCAUAUACAGAACACAUAUGCAGGAUAAAUGUGUGCACCAAUCAAACCUAAAAUUUUAUGUGACUGUCAAAUGACUAUUAUUUGGGUUAAGAUUUUUCAUUUCUGAUUUGGAUAGAAAAUUGCUAUUAAUCUUGUAUUAAAAUAGUUUUUAAAAAUCUA